This is a messenger RNA of Colletotrichum godetiae, 1863 nucleotides long. Its product is annotated as ubiquitin-2 like Rad60 SUMO-like-domain-containing protein. NCBI's taxonomy places the organism in Eukaryota, Fungi, Ascomycota, Sordariomycetes, Glomerellales, Glomerellaceae. The record is from RefSeq and is a predicted model, not a curated record. Bases 93 to 1538 code for a protein of 481 amino acids. The transcript has 2 exons. Gene Ontology annotation, molecular function: protein binding.
CCCUGCAAAUCGCACCGAAUCGCAUAACGAAUCCCGAGUCAAAUUUUGCUCUGCCACUGGGUGUAUUCAGAAGAAACGUCCACUUGUGAGCCAUGGCAGACGCAGCGAAGCCCAAGAGGCGCCUCCCCUUCAAGCCCACCGCUUUGCGACAAAAGUCCGAUCCGAAGCCUGCGCCGCAGGAGAAUGACGACGAAGAAGACGACGACGACGAUGGACUUAGCCUGUUCAAACGCUCCGCCGAGUUUUUUCCCGUCGCAGUUGCCGAGCAGGAGCGGCGUAUGAAGCGGAAGCAGGCGGAGCGAGAGAAGAGCUCACAAGCGCGCUCACCAGAGCGCGAGACACAGCCUGCGCCAAGAGCCAGCGAGGAGCCUGGCAAGGACGACGUUGAAGAGGACACAAAGGAAAUCGGCACGCCGCCAUCAAAACGCUCGCGAACCAGCGAUGAAUCCCCGCAAUCGAGAACAAAGCAGUCGCCGUAUAAGCGCCGCGAAGGCACAGAGACACCCUCGAAGCGCUUAACCCGUGCCGCCGCCUCGCGGACACCUCGGAAACAGCAGGUGAUACCCCACAAUCCCGUCAUCGCGAUCGAAGAUAGUGACGAAGACCUCGAUGACGUGGACGAUGUGGCGAGCGACGAUAUCUACGAAGCUUCACCCGUGCGCAAGACGCAACGCCGGAGACAGACAUCGGAGCCCGAGGCGUCGCCUCUCGUUAUUGACUCGGACGACCCUUUUGUAGAAGGAAUGGACGAAGACAAAAAGUCUCCAGUCGCAGUAGCGGUAGAGGAAGAAGAGGAAGACGAUGAGUUUGAGGAAUACGUCCGACGCGCCAUGGAGCGUAAAAAGGCUCUCGAGCAGAACGAGAACCAGCUCGUCAACGUUUUCGUCACCUCGGAUAUACCAGACACCAGAGAUCGGCAAUUCCGCUUCACGCUUGUCAAGCCGCUCAAGGUGAUCCGCAUGAAGUGGAUUGAAGUCCAGCUGGAACGUGUUCAGAUGUCCCACUCGGAGCUGGAAAGCGUGUUCCUUACAUGGCGUGGCCACGAGUUGUACGAUACUACGACGUUGCAUAGUCUCGACCUGGAAGCCACAUUCCGCAAAUACGGCGGCGGCGACGGCGGAGGAGACUUGUCCGAGGGCUUCAAAGACGACGACUGGACAAACGUCCAUCUGCAGAUGUGGACGCGCGAGUUGUGGGAAGAACACGAGAGGCAAGAGGCGCGGAGGAGGCGACACGAUCUCGGAGACUACUCUGACGACGAAGGCGAAGCUCAGGGCGAUGGUGCGGAUGCCAUCGAGCCGGAGACGGAGCAGAAGAUCAAGGUCCUGCUCAAGACCAAGACGGAUGAGCCGCUCAAGACUUCGGUGAGGCCAUCGACCACGAUCGGAACGCUUAUGGAGCUGUUUCGGAAAAUGCGCGGGUUGGCCGCGGAUGCGCCCAUCACGCUCAUGUUUGAUGGUGACGAGCUCGAGGAGGAGAUGACGGUUGAGGAGGCUGAUAUUGGCGACAUGGAGACGAUUGAGGUCUACAUAAGAUGAUGACCCCCUCUGUCGAAAUGGUCGAGGUCGGAUAGGCUGUUCAAGCCAGUCUUUGCUCGUCGCAAACCUGGUGCCGCUGCCUGAAACGGCAGUGACGGAAGCCUGGAAAGCUGGUGAAAAGGGGCAACGACAAGGUCUCGAGGAAGGAUUUAAUUCAAGAUACCCGGGGGAGUUUUAAGUGUCUUUUCUCAUGGGAGGUAGCGUUAGCAUGGAAACUUGAAAAAAAGCUCUUUCGACCUCUCAAGUUGAUUUUGCCGCGCCGGAGUGGGGACUAACUUACCCCUAUUGUCUCUGGCUGCCCCUUGAUGGGUUUAUGCGCCUCACU